GUGUGUCUUCCUGCCAGACCAGGGCGCCUUCUUCGUGAACUAUGUGAUUGCCUCGGCCUUCAUCGGCAAUGGCAUGGAGCUGCUGCGGCUGCCAGGCCUCAUCGUCUACACCUUCCGCAUGGUCAUGGCCAGGACAGCCGCUGACCGCAAGAACGUUAAGCAGAACCAGGCUUACCAGUUCGAGUUUGGAGCCAUGUAUGCCUGGAUGCUGUGCAUCUUCACUGUCAUCAUGGCCUACAGCAUCACCUGCCCCAUUAUAGCGCCAUUUGGCCUCAUCUACAUCCUGCUCAAGCACAUGGUGGACCGGCACAACCUCUACUUCGUCUAUCUUCCAGCCAAGCUGGACAAGAGGCUGCACUUCGCUGCUGUGAACCAGGCCUUGGCUGCGCCCAUCCUCUGCCUCUUCUGGCUCUUCUUCUUCUCCUUCCUGCGCCUAGGUCUGCAGGCCCCUGCCACCCUGUUCACCCUCCUGGUCGUGCUGCUCACCAUCCUGAUCUGCCUGGCGUAUACCUGCUUUGGCUGCUUCCGGCACCUCAGCCCUCUGCACUACAAGACAGAAGAAUUGGCAAGACAGGAAGGAAGCGAGGCAGAGGCCCAGGAGCCUGCACCACUUACACAGCUCUAUGUGCCCCGGAUCCUGAGUGGUCUUGCCUCGGAGAGGACAGCCCUGUCCUUGCAACAGCAGCAGACCUAUGGCACCAUCCACCAUGUCAGUGGGAACCUACCCAAGCAGGACACAGUCUGCAACCCAGAGGACAGUGCAGUUACCUCCUCUACUACAGGCUACCUGUGAAGAUACUGUCUGCAGACAAGAAGGGGCUCAGCCCUGAUUAGGGCUGGGCUGGCUGUGGGACCACAGUGGAGGUGGACCUGCCUCUUCCCCAGAGCCCUGCCCCUGUGCUUUGAGCUUUGUGGCUGGGAUUGUACCCCAGGGUCUGAAGCCAAGUUCAUGUGUUAGAAAUUCCUUUCCCAAGUUGGUCCUGAGAACGAUGUUGGCCAUGGAGAGCCAUGUGACAAGAGGACUAUCCAGUGUCCUCCCACAGCAGUGGUCAGUGCCUGGCCAAUCUGACCACGGCCUGUGUCCCAUCUCCAUGGGCCUUGUGAUGGGGUCUGGGUCACUCUGCUGCAGGCAGAGACGAUGAAGACCAUUAAUAAAGUGCCUUUGGCUGAG
Messenger RNA from Chinchilla lanigera (long-tailed chinchilla), 1171 nucleotides. Its product is annotated as CSC1-like protein 1. Gene Ontology annotation, cellular component: plasma membrane. Gene Ontology annotation, molecular function: calcium-activated cation channel activity. Lineage: Eukaryota; Metazoa; Chordata; Mammalia; Rodentia; Chinchillidae. The record is from RefSeq and is a predicted model, not a curated record.